This is a messenger RNA of Ceratosolen solmsi marchali, 3091 nucleotides long. RefSeq names its product sidestep III (gene side-III). Gene Ontology annotation, molecular function: protein binding. NCBI's taxonomy places the organism in Eukaryota, Metazoa, Arthropoda, Insecta, Hymenoptera, Agaonidae. The record is from RefSeq and is a predicted model, not a curated record. The transcript is spliced from 14 exons. Bases 1 to 2478 code for a protein of 825 amino acids.
AUGGCGAGGCCUCGGACGGCGUUCGGCAUCCUCGUCCUCGGGCUCGUCACCGCGCUGCUCGACGCCAGCGGCAAUUGGGAUCGAGACGACGAUUCGGUGACGACGAUCGACGUGAGUGCAGUCCUUGGGCGCACUGCAUCCUUGCCUUGUGACAUUGAGCCGUCCACACGAGACGAUCGGGUUUACAUGGUACUUUGGUUUCGUGAAACUUCAGUAAAGUCAAUCUACAGCUUUGAUGUACGAGGAAGAGCUUAUAAUAAGGCACUAAAUUGGUCGGAUAAUAAUGCGAUUGGGCCACGCGCUUACUUUACAACGCUGACGAAGCCUGCCGUCCUCGCUCUCGAUGCUGUACAACUGAAUGACGAGGGUAUUUAUCGUUGUCGUGUUGACUUCAAGAACUCACCCACGCGCAAUUUUCAAGUCAAUCUCACCGUCAUUGUUCCACCUCAUCAAUUGCUUAUCUAUAAUAGUUCUGGAGCACAAGUGAAAGCAGUCAUUGGGCCAUAUGAAGUUGGCAUGCAGUUCAGUCUUAUAUGUGAAGUACGAGGAGGGAAACCGAUACCGGUAGUAUCUUGGUACAUGAAUGAAAAAGAGGUGGCGGGACGCAUCGACGAGACCAGUAACACGAUUGUGGUCAACAGACUCAUCGUUCCACAACUGAAAAGGGAGCACCUCAAUACCACAUACAAAUGUAGGGCAUCCAAUACAAAUCUGAUGUCUCCUCUAGAAAAAACUGUACUUUUAGAUGUCCACCUAAAACCCAUGUCCGUAAAAAUACUGACAAAGCCGCCAAUCAUGGAAGCCGAGAAGGACUAUUCGAUCGCAUGCGAGACGAAGGGCUCGCAUCCGAAGGCGAAAAUCACGUGGCUUAAGGCAAAUACACCGUUCAUGAGUGCCCGGGUAAUGGAGGAUGGGGAUGACUCGACACUAGUUCUGAGUACACUAAUGUUUUCGCCACUGCCGGAAGAUCACGGAGAGAUCCUCAAGUGCCGCGGAGAGAAUCCAGCCCUUUCAGGCGCCUUCCUCGAGGACUCCUUCCACAUGAACGUCGUCUUCCCUCCAAAGGUACAGUUGGAAUUGGGCAGCACCCUAAAAGCUGAAAACAUCAAAGAAGGUGAUGACGUCUAUUUCGAAUGCAAGGUACGCGCCAAUCCGGAACAUCACAAGAUCACUUGGCGGCACAAUGGUGGCGUUCUGAUGCAGAAUUAUUCGGCUCGAAUAAUAACAAGCACGCAGAGUUUAGUGCUGCAGCGUAUAGAGCGCGAGAAUGCAGGGAAUUACACAUGUCUGGUCAGCAACGAUAGAGGCGAGACCACUAGCCCAACCGUUGCUCUUCGAGUUCAGUUUGCACCCAUAUGUAAGAGGAAGGAGGUAACAAUAAUCGGUGCUUCGUUGGAAGAGUCGGUGCGCGUUCGCUGUGAGGUUGAGGCCGAUCCUGCAGAAGUCGACUUUGUCUGGGAAUUCAACAACAGCGGGGAGAACUUUGAUGUAGCGUUGGCUAAGUUUGAUGGAAAUAACGGUACUCUCAGCGACCUUGUAUACACACCUAAAUCCGAACGAGACUACGGGGCUCUAACUUGCUGGGGUAGGAACCCAAUAGGAAAGCAAGCAGCACCAUGCGUCUACCAAAUAAUACCAGCGAUCAAACCCAGUCCUCUCAGCAACUGUACUACCAAAUCCUCGCUCAAUCAGACCACCGAGAUGCUCGAGAUCGAGUGCAUGCCCGGCUACGACGGCGGGCUCAGACAAGAAUUUCGAUUGGAAGCAUAUGAGGUGACGACUGGCAAACUGAGACUGAAUAUAACAAGCGUGACCAGCGAGAUGGCAGUAUUUCGGAUACCGGUUGGUGAGCUUCUACCUGCAACCCUCUUCUACUUGGCAGUAUAUGCAAUAAAUGCCAAGGGUCGAAGUGAAGUAUCAGUUCUUGAAGAUAUUAUUCUUGGUGAUUCGGAUAAACAUACAGAGAGUUCGGUGAGUAUGGUUCCUUUAAUUCUACUGCUGGUGGGUUGCCUCAUGGCCCUCGGCAUCACGAUUGUUUCGGUGAUGUUGAUGAUGUAUCGUCGACGCGGCACGACAUCUCCUGUACACAUCGAACCAUACAUGAAACAGCCGAUCAUAACGCCUCCAGACUCACGCAAUAACUCCAUGCUUGAUGUCACUCAUGGCGAGCACACCUAUUUUGUCGAGUAUACCCUGAAACAGGUCGCAGACUACACCCUUAAUAAUCAGCCUGACAUCAUCCAGUCACCCCAAGACCAAGAAAAAAUUAAACGUGAACCACAGCUUUUCUUACCUGUUAGGCCAGAUACACUCUUUGCUCCAUAUGAUAUUCAUAAACAAGGACUUCAAACGAAUCGAUGCAGUUUGAAUCCAUUUUCUGCAAAAUCAUGGGAGCCAAUAAGUUUCAAAACCGACCGUAAUCUUAUGAAAGAAAUCAUCAUCGCAAAUUCCAUACCCGGUCCAGAGAGUUGCGUGUAAAAGACGAAACACAAUUAAAGGGCGAAACUAACAACGAGAAGGAAAAUAAGGCCUACAAAAUAUUCCAUGCAAUUCGUUAAGGACUCAAAAUAAACAUAUCAAAACAACUACGAGUAAGCAUAUAAAGCAAAUGCAGCAUAUGUAAUCAUCAACGAUAUAAGUUUCUUUGUAUCGGAAACAAAUAAUUAGCGAAUAUAAAUAAAAGAUAAACUAAAGAUAAAUUGAAUGGUGCGGAUCCUCUUCUUAAAAAGAAGAAUGGACUUAUACAUAUAUAUAAUUACAGACGUGCAUACAUAAAAUUCACUUGAGGAGAGGAGAACGACUGUUAUAAUGCGCAAAUAAAAAUAUGAUCACGAAAAAAAUAAAAAAUAAAACGCGAAUGUGAGAAGAUUUUUUGAAAAAAACUGUCACAACGCCGCUCAAUUGGCACGCAUGAUAUUUAUUAUAAAAGGACAAAAUAAAAAGAAAAGUGAAUAAAAAGGUAAGAACGCGACGAGGACGGUCGCGCACUAACUACGUAUCUUUGACAAGUAAAUGAUGUAUGCGGUGUAUUAUUCGGAGUUUAAUAUAUUUUGUGUCAAGUCUUGAAAAAUAUUUUGUUUUUUUUAUUGUC